AUGGCUACCUCUCUCAGAAUUGGUACCGCUCUGCGGUCCUCUGUUGCGAAGCCCGUGCAGUCUGUGGCCUUCAACGGCGUGCGCUGCUACUCUUCCGCGAAGGCCAAGUCCCUCAAGGAGACCUUCGCCGACAACCUGCCUGCCGAGAUCGAGAAAGUCAAGAAGCUCCGCAAGGACUUUGGCAACAAGGUCAUUGGUGAGGUCACCCUUGACCAGGCCUACGGUGGUGCUCGUGGUAUCAAGUCCCUUGUCUGGGAGGGCUCUGUCCUCGACUCGGAGGAGGGUAUCCGUUUCCGUGGUCGCACCAUCCCCGAGAUCCAGAAGCUCCUGCCCAAGGCUCCCGGUGGUGAGGAGCCUCUGCCCGAGGGUCUCUUUUGGCUUUUGUUGACCGGCGAGAUUCCCUCGGAGCAGCAGGUCCGUGACCUGUCGGCCGAAUGGGCUGCUCGCUCCGACAUCCCCAAGUUCCUGGAGGAGCUCAUCGACCGCUGCCCUAGCGAUCUCCACCCCAUGGCCCAGUUCUCGCUGGCCGUGACCGCUCUGGAGCACGAGUCGGCCUUCGCCAAGGCCUACGCCAAGGGUAUCAACAAGAAGGAGUAUUGGAGCUACACCUUCGAGGACUCGAUGGACCUGAUCGCCAAGCUGCCCACCAUCGCUUCCAAGAUCUACCGCAACGUCUUCAAGGACGGCAAGGUCGCCCCCGUCCAGAAGGACAAGGACUACUCCUACAACCUGGCCAACCAGCUCGGCUUCGGUGGCAACAGCGACUUCGUGGAGCUGAUGCGCCUGUACCUGACCAUCCACUCCGACCACGAGGGUGGCAACGUCAGCGCUCACACCACCCACCUGGUCGGCAGUGCCCUGAGCUCGCCCAUGCUCUCUCUGUCUGCCGGUCUUCAGGGUCUGGCUGGUCCUCUCCACGGCCUGGCCAACCAGGAGGUCCUCAACUGGCUCACCAAGAUGAAGCAGGCCGUUGGCAACGACCUUAGUGACCAGUCGAUCAAGGACUACCUGUGGUCCACCCUGAACGGUGGCCAGGUCGUGCCGGGCUACGGCCACGCCGUCCUGCGCAAGACUGACCCCCGCUACGUGUCGCAGCGCGAGUUUGCCCUGCGCAAGCUGCCCGAUGACCCGAUGUUCAAGCUGGUCAGCCAGGUCUACAAGAUCGCCCCCGGCGUUCUGACCGAGCACGGCAAGACCAAGAACCCCUUCCCCAACGUUGACGCCCACUCCGGUGUCCUCCUUCAGUACUACGGUCUGACUGAGGCCAACUACUACACUGUCCUGUUCGGUGUGUCGCGCGCUCUGGGUGUCCUGCCCCAGCUGAUCAUCGACCGUGCUCUGGGUAUGCCCAUUGAGCGCCCCAAGUCCUUCAGCACCGAUGCUUUCGCCAAACUGGUUGGCGCCAAGCUGUAA
This is a messenger RNA of Penicillium alfredii, 1413 nucleotides long. It is a transcript of the gene cit1, whose product is annotated as citrate (Si)-synthase CIT1. Gene Ontology annotation, biological process: citrate metabolic process; carbohydrate metabolic process; tricarboxylic acid cycle. The transcript has 5 exons. Gene Ontology annotation, cellular component: mitochondrial matrix. Lineage: Eukaryota; Fungi; Ascomycota; Eurotiomycetes; Eurotiales; Aspergillaceae. Bases 1 to 1413 code for a protein of 470 amino acids. The record is from RefSeq and is a predicted model, not a curated record.